AUGCAGCAUCCACACGAUCAUGGGCACGGCGGACGACCUCGCCAUACGCCCAUGAUGCCGUAUACCCCUAUUAGAUCUCUCAAGCGAGAACUAGGCAUUAUGUUCGGCUUUAUUGCUCUGUCCAUUAUAACCAUGGCUGCGUAUUGGAUCUUUUGGCAAUUUGCUCAAAGACGCAAUGCCGCUAGGGAGCGUGCCCGUCGUGAAGACUUUGCUGCCCGGGAGAGGGCCCUUGCGAAUAUAUCGGAGAUGAAAAAGUCGCAUCAGAGCAGCUCAAGCGGCAGCCAUGAUCAAACAUCGAAUAAUGAAUCAACUGGGAAGAUGGCUCGAAACGGGAAUAGUGACGGCGGUUUGGGGUUCGGUGACGUUCGCGAAAAUCUGGUCGUAUAA
Trichophyton rubrum CBS 118892 is the source of this 387-nucleotide messenger RNA. RefSeq lists its product as uncharacterized. The transcript has 2 exons. The coding region runs from base 1 to 387 and encodes 128 amino acids. Lineage: Eukaryota; Fungi; Ascomycota; Eurotiomycetes; Onygenales; Arthrodermataceae. The record is from RefSeq and is a predicted model, not a curated record.